GGUGACACUUGCGCACUUUCAGUACACAAACGGGUUAUUCUGGCCAAGCCGGGAGAGUUGACACUGAAAACCUCUGCGCCACUCUGCUAAUUCCGCUUAUUUGUUCAUAUCUGAAGAAAGGCGGCUGCACAUCAGCAAACCAUUCCCGUGAAACCAGGAGCCAGGCUGCGCGAGCGUAAACAUGACAGCCCGGCUCGGCACGUGCUAAGCCCCGACCCGCGGCCGCCACGCAAGCUACGUCAGCGGGUCGCGCGACGCGUCUUUGCACGGGAACGUGACGUUGUUUUUGUUUGGCGACCUCGCGCUACGAAACCGCACCGCGGAGGAAAAAAAAAAAAAAAAAAAGACAGAUUAAUAAAACGCCAUCGACGCUACUGCGUAUUCGCGUCCAUUACUACCAUUCGGCUCGUUUCGUGGCUCCUUCUCUUGCGGUAUUUUCAUUCGGGCUGCGUGCGUGUCAGACGGGGGGGGAACCCGGGGGGAUGGGUGAAGGGUGAAAGUUGAAAGGUGGCUGUUUUGUUGUCUUUGUGUGAAAGAGUGGAGCUUCAUCUCGCAGCGAGCUUUCUUCCCUUCUUCCCGAGUCCUUCUCUGACGCUCCCCCGGGCCCCGGGGUGCACACCCUCCCGAACCUCUCCCCCUCUGCCCUCGGAACCCUGCCCUCCCCCGGAACGCGCCUGGAAGCGGCCAGGUCAGAUUCCAUUCUUUUGACCAAAGACACCCAACUAUUUGACUAUCCAGGUUCCGUCACCCUACGCUGCAGCAAUGGACUCCGGUGUGAUUGAAGGAGGGCUUAAUGUCACUCUGACCAUCAGGUUGCUCAUGCACGGCAAGGAAGUUGGAAGUAUUAUAGGCAAAAAAGGUGAAUCUGUAAAGAAAAUGAGAGAAGAGAGUGGUGCACGCAUCAACAUCUCAGAGGGGAACUGUCCGGAGAGGAUAAUCACCCUGGCAGGGCCCACUACCGCCAUCUUCAAAGCCUUCUCGAUGAUUAUUGAGAAGCUUGAGGAGGAUAUAAGCAGCUCCAUGACAAACAGCACAGCCACCAGCAAGCCACCCGUGACUCUUCGCAUUGUGGUACCGGCCAGCCAGUGUGGCUCGCUCAUCGGCAAAGGUGGCUGCAAGAUCAAGGAGAUCAGAGAGUCAACAGGUGCACAAGUUCAGGUAGCAGGGGAUAUGCUUCCAAACUCCACAGAGCGAGCCAUCACCAUUGCAGGCACUCCCCAAUCCAUCAUUGAGUGUGUCAAGCAGAUCUGUGUGGUCAUGCUUGAGUCUCCUCCAAAGGGUGUUACCAUCCCAUACAGACCCAAGCCGUCAGGCUCUCCUGUUAUCUUUGCAGGAGGUCAGGCGUAUGCCGUUCAAGGACAGCACGCGAUUCCACAGCCUGAUUCUGCCUCUAUUUCUCCACAGCUCACUAAACUUCACCAGCUGGCUAUGCAGCAAAGUCCCUUUCCACUGGCCCCCAGCAGCCAGGGCUUUUCUGGAAUCGAUGCCUCCGCUCAAAGCAGUUCCCAUGAGAUGACCAUUCCAAAUGAUUUAAUUGGCUGCAUUAUCGGCCGCCAGGGUGCCAAGAUCAAUGAGAUUAGGCAAAUGUCUGGGGCCCAGAUCAAGAUCGCCAACCCAGUGGAAGGCUCCACUGACCGGCAGGUCACCAUCACUGGAUCGGCUGCCAGCAUCAGCCUGGCAGAAUACCUCAUCAAUGCCAGGCUCUCCUCCGAAGCAACAGGACUGGCAACCAACUGACACAUGACACUGCAUCUGCACUAAGCCCCAACACACACUUUUUACCAUCAGCUCCUUCUAAAGUGGUUAAUGCAAAAAUCCAAUUUUUCCAGCUGUUUACCUUAUAUUAUAUUUAAGCCCGUUACUAAGUUUUUCUGCCUUCCUAUUUAUUUUUUCACCAUUAGACUUUUUGUUUUUAAUUGCCUAUGAAUUAUUCUGGUGGUUUUAAGGAUGUUCUUUUGAUAGGGGAACACUUCUGUACUUUCCCUGUCAUUGUGACUUUACCAUCCCAAGAAUUCCAAGAGGAAAAAUCUGAUUAGGCAUAAGAUUUAGUUCUGUAAUGCCAGAUUUUUUCUUUAAAUUUAAACAAAAAUAAAAUAUAAAAGGAAAAAAUGCUGUUUUCUGCGUUUAAUUUUCCGUUUGUAUUUUUGUUUCCUAGAGCACCUGACAUCCUUGCUAAUUUGUGAACCCUUUCCAUGUUUGAAAAUGGUGACUCUCAAACACAUUUUUGGAAGUUCUUGACAAAAUGGGAAUGUUGUUGUUCAAUCAGGCAAAAAGAAAGAUGCUGAACUUGUUCACUUAUGCUGUUGGGUUAUUUGAACUAAUAUACACCACUUUGUAAUGGUAUACAUCUUAAUUAUAAAUUGUCAUUCUUAUUUCUGCAUCAGACUCUUUGCCCUAUUGUUUCUGAAUUGUCAAGAGGUGUUUGUAUUUGAGAUGGGGGGGGGGGUUUGGGGGCAGGGUGUAACACUGAGGCAGAGCCUUUCUUCUUUAUUUUCUCUAAAGACUGCUACUGAACUAAGUUGGAAUAUUUGUUUUAAUUGGAGAAAAAAAUAUAUUUUUUUAUCUACCAAAGAUGACUUCAGAUGACUGACAGAUCUGUUAUUUAUGCUGACACAAGGUGGCGAUAAUGGAUUAACACUAGUUUCCUGCUUCUCUCUGCUCAAAUUUGUUUUUUGCAGGAAAGAAACUUUGCAUGUUUUCAAAAACAUUGUAGACUUGAGCGCCACAGAAUUGUUGGGGAAAAAAUACAGAAUUAAAAUAUGAAAUGCUACAA
Messenger RNA from Scleropages formosus (Asian bonytongue), 2773 nucleotides. RefSeq names its product poly(rC)-binding protein 2. The transcript is spliced from 13 exons. The record is from RefSeq and is a predicted model, not a curated record. Lineage: Eukaryota; Metazoa; Chordata; Actinopteri; Osteoglossiformes; Osteoglossidae. Gene Ontology annotation, molecular function: RNA binding. The coding region runs from base 763 to 1737 and encodes 324 amino acids.